AACAUUUAAGACGCGCGCACGUUGACUAGUAUAAUGUACACUCGAAAAAUUUAUAACCUAAAAUUCUUUCACAUUAAACUGUAGAAUCUUCAAAAAACCUCGUGUUCGUGUAUUUACCUCGUUGCACUACGUGGUGUAACUAAAAAGUCCGCUUUUAGAUUCUACUGCUGGCAGUAAGCAAGUUCAAGUCCACGUGUUUUGCCUAAAUUUAUCUAAGUUAAUACCGCGUAUUAAGUAACUAAAAAUUAUAGCUUACAUAGAUUGUGUAUUUGAUUUUUAACGGCAAAAUGGCAGUAAGAGUUCAGUUUGAAAACAGUAACGAAGUUGGAGUAUUCUCAAAAUUGACCAAUUCGUAUUGCUUGGUAGCAAUCGGAGGAAGCGAAAAUUUUUACAGUGUCUUUGAGGCUGAAUUAGGAGAAAAUAUUCCAGUAAUCCACGCAUCAGUCGCUGGUUGCCGAAUUAUUGGGCGUCUAACUGUUGGUAACAAGAAUGGACUGCUAGUCCCGAGCUCCACAAGUGACAACGAGCUUCAGCACAUCAGAAAUUCACUACCGGAUUCGGUGAAAGUUCAACGAGUCGAAGAGAGACUGUCGGCACUUGGAAAUGUCGUCGCCUGUAAUGACUACGUUGCGUUAGUCCAUCCGGACCUUGAUCGGGAAACUGAGGAAAUUUUAGCAGAUACAUUAAAUGUAGAAGUUUUCCGUCAAACAAUCGCCAGCAAUGUUUUAGUGGGAUCAUAUUCGAUUUUAUCCAACCAAGGUGGAAUAGUUCAUCCUAAAACUUCUAUUCAAGAUCAAGAUGAAUUAUCGUCUCUUUUACAAGUGCCUCUAGUGGCUGGAACCGUCAACAGAGGAAGUGAAGUUAUAGCAGCUGGCAUGGUCGUUAAUGACUGGGCUAGCUUUUGUGGGAUGGACACUACAGGUACGGAGAUAUCUGUGAUUGAAAGUGUCUUCAAAUUGAACGAAAGUACGCCAUCAGCUAUAACAUCGACGAUGAGAGCUUCACUCAUAGAAAGUAUGUCUUAAACUGCUCCUUACAAGACAUUUCAUUUUAUAUAUAAAAAUAAUUAUAAUAAUAAUUAUAAUGAUUGAUAAUAAUGAUAAUAAUGUUAGUGUAAAUAAA
Messenger RNA from Cotesia glomerata, 1122 nucleotides. It is a transcript of the gene eIF6, whose product is annotated as eukaryotic translation initiation factor 6. The coding region runs from base 288 to 1025 and encodes 245 amino acids. NCBI's taxonomy places the organism in Eukaryota, Metazoa, Arthropoda, Insecta, Hymenoptera, Braconidae. The transcript has 6 exons. The record is from RefSeq and is a predicted model, not a curated record. Gene Ontology annotation, cellular component: preribosome, large subunit precursor; cytosol; nucleolus. Gene Ontology annotation, molecular function: ribosomal large subunit binding. Gene Ontology annotation, biological process: maturation of LSU-rRNA; assembly of large subunit precursor of preribosome; cytosolic ribosome assembly.